This is a messenger RNA of Dipodomys ordii (Ord's kangaroo rat), 453 nucleotides long. Its product is annotated as aldo-keto reductase family 1 member C23-like protein. Gene Ontology annotation, cellular component: cytosol. Bases 1 to 453 code for a protein of 150 amino acids. The record is from RefSeq and is a predicted model, not a curated record. Gene Ontology annotation, biological process: progesterone metabolic process; daunorubicin metabolic process; prostaglandin metabolic process. NCBI's taxonomy places the organism in Eukaryota, Metazoa, Chordata, Mammalia, Rodentia, Heteromyidae. The transcript has 4 exons. Gene Ontology annotation, molecular function: aldose reductase (NADPH) activity; androsterone dehydrogenase [NAD(P)+] activity; bile acid binding.
AUGAAUUCUAAACACUCCUAUGUGACACUAAAUGAUGGUCCCUUGAUCCCUGCUCUGGGCUUUGGCACCUACACACCUGAAGAGGUUCCAAAGAGUAAAGUCUUGGAGGCUACCAUGUUAGCUAUAGAUGCUGGCUUCUGCCAUAUUGACACUGCUUACAUAUACCAAGUGGAAGAAGAGGUAGGGCAGGCCAUUCGAAACAAGAUUGAAGAGGGCACUGUGAAGAGACAAAAUAUAUUCUGCACCUCACAGCAAGGGGAUGACCUUUUUCCAACCGAUGAACAUGGGAAGCCAAUAUUGGACACAGUGGAUUUCUGUGCCACGUGGGAGGUUUUUGAGGAUGUUAUGCUCGAGCAGUGGAUGAAUGCAUUGAUGGAAAACUAUAGAGAAAAACGGAGAGAUGCAGAAUUGAAGGCAAUAGGAAUAGACAUCUUUGUCUUCUUAUGUAGUUAA